AUGAGUGGGAGAUAUGAUGGUGUGAGGGCUGGUGAGAAUGUAGCCAGGCCCAGUGUGAGGUCGCACGGUCUUUGGGUUAGCCGGCGUGUUGACAGACCCCGUACGUGGCCGGGUGCGUCCCGACGUAUGAGUGGGAGAUAUGAUGGUAGAGGGCUGCGGCGUGUUGGACAGAACCCCGUACGUGGACGGGUGCGUCCCGACGCCCAGUGUGAGGUCGCACGCGUCUUUGGGUUAGCCGGCGUGUUGACAGACCCCGUACGUGGCCGGCCAGGCCCAGUUGAGGUCGCACGCGUCUUUGGGUUAGCCGGCGUGUUGACAACCCCGUACGUGGCCGGGUGCGUCCCGACGUAUGAUGGGAGAUAUGAUGGUGUGAGGGCUGGUGAGAGUAGCCAGGCCCAGUGUGAGGUCGCACGCGUCUUUGGGUUAGCCGGCGUGUUGACAACCCCGUACGUGGCCGGGUGCGUCCCGACGUAA
This is a messenger RNA of Prunus armeniaca (apricot), 474 nucleotides long. The record is from the annotation of a GenBank genome assembly. Lineage: Eukaryota; Viridiplantae; Streptophyta; Magnoliopsida; Rosales; Rosaceae.